Molecule: messenger RNA, 2073 nt
Organism: Exserohilum turcica Et28A
Lineage: Eukaryota; Fungi; Ascomycota; Dothideomycetes; Pleosporales; Pleosporaceae
Exons: 1
Coding region: 1-2073 (690 amino acids)
Biological process (GO): proteolysis
Molecular function (GO): metalloendopeptidase activity
Source: RefSeq, a predicted model, not a curated record
AUGCGCCUCUUUGGCAGUCUGCAGACUGCCCUCACCAUUGGCCUUGCCACUGUAGCAGCAGCCGCCUCGCACGCCCGUGGACCGCUGCAGCGCAUUGCACUUGUCAAGAAUGCCGACAUCCUCACACACACACAUCGCGUGACAGCCGUGUCGUCGUUCGACCUUGCCUUUGACGUCUCGGGCCAGCGCGUGCGCCUGAGCCUCGAGCCAAACCACGACCUUUUUGUCCACGGCGCCCGCAUCACCCACCUCAACCCUGAUGGCUCGGUAGCGAGCCAGGAGCCAAUAGACCGCCUGCAGCACAAGGUUUACAAGGGCAAGACGUGGCUCAAGAGGGGCAACCGAUGGGACAAUGUAGGCUGGGCGCGCAUCGCCCUGCGCCACGACGGACUGGAUCCGCUGUUCGAGGGCACCUUUUCCAUGAACCACGACCACCACCAUGUCAAGACGGCCUCGAGCUACACGGCCACGCGCAUGCCCGACGACCCGACCGUCGACGUGCGCGACAAGGACUUCAUGGUCGUCUUCCGCGACUCGGACAUGGGCAAGGGCCGCCAUGGCGAGAACAUGGAACUCAAGAAGCGAGCGGCCAACGUCGGAUGCCCGUCCGACGAGCUCGUCUUCAACACACACGAAAACCACCCAGUCUACGCCAGCAUGCGCGCCCGCGGCGAGUCGCCCGCCACGUCGCCAUCGCUCAUCACGGCCAUGUUCAAGCGACAGGACGACCUGCAGCCCGGAGGCAACGGUGCCGGUGUUGAGCUCUCGUCCACCAUUGGCAAGACGGCCGGAUGUCCCAGCACGCGCAAGGUCGCGCUCGUGGGCGUCGCCGCCGACUGCACCUAUGUGUCUUCGUUCAAAGGAGACAAGAACCAGACCCAGACCAACAUCCUCAGCGCCAUGAACUCGGCCUCGGAGGUCUUUGAGAGCUCCUUCAACAUUUCCCUUGGUGUCGCCAACCUGCUCAUCACCGAGGCCGAAUGCCCCACACAGCAACAGCAAGCAACCCCCUGGAACCAGGCCUGCAGCAACGGCAUCACCAUCCAGGACCGCCUGAACCAGUUUUCCAAAUGGAGAGGCCAGCAAAAGGACACCUAUUCGCACUGGACCCUGCUAUCCACCUGUAACACGGGAUCCGCCGUUGGCCUGGCCUGGCUCGGACAGGCCUGCACCUCCGGCUCCCAGGACAACACGGGAAACUCGGGCGAGACGGUUGCCGGUGCCAACGUAGUCAUCAGGACCGACAACGAGUGGGAGGUUAUUGCUCACGAAACAGGUCAUACCUAUGGCGCGGUACACGACUGCACAUCGCAAACAUGUGCCAACAAAGACGUCGUCAAUGCACAGCAGUGCUGUCCUUUGAGCCAGGGCAGCUGCGACGCUCAAGGUGGUUUCAUCAUGAACCCCUCAACAAAGGAUGGCAUCUCCAAGUUUUCUCCUUGCAGCAUCGGCAACAUCUGCUCGGCUCUCGGACGAAACAGCGUCAAGUCUCAAUGUCUCACCAACAACCGCGAUGUCAGCUUGCUAUCCGGACCGACCUGCGGUAACGGCAUCGUCGAAGGCAACGAGGAGUGCGACUGUGGUGGCGAGUCGGGUUGCAAAGACAACGCAUGCUGCAACCCAAAGACGUGCAAGUUCAUCAACAAUGCCGUCUGUGACGAUUCCAACGAGGACUGCUGCCGCAACUGCAAGUUCGCCUCUGCCAAUACCGUCUGCCGCACCUCGGUCGGCACCUGCGAUCCAGAGGAAACUUGCACGGGCACCUCGCCGUAUUGCCCCGAAGACAAGACAAAGCCCGAUGGUUCCGACUGUGGCAACGGACUCACUUGCGCGUCUGGUCAGUGCACGAGCAGAGACAUGCAGUGCAAGACCAUCAUGGGCAGCUAUACUCAAGGCAACGAUACGUAUGCUUGUGACAACAGCAACUGCAUGCUGAGCUGUGCAAGCCCAGAGUUUGGAGCCAGGUGCUAUGGAUUGCAGCAAAACUUCUUGGACGGCACCAGCUGCACCGGAGGGGGCACAUGCCAAAACGUACGUGGUAUUCUCCCCAUUUGCUUUCUUCUCCAUUACUAA